Molecule: messenger RNA, 4332 nt
Organism: Betta splendens (Siamese fighting fish)
Lineage: Eukaryota; Metazoa; Chordata; Actinopteri; Anabantiformes; Osphronemidae
Gene: uba1
Product: ubiquitin-like modifier activating enzyme 1
Exons: 26
Coding region: 226-3399 (1057 amino acids)
Biological process (GO): protein sumoylation
Cellular component (GO): SUMO activating enzyme complex; cytoplasm
Molecular function (GO): SUMO activating enzyme activity
Source: RefSeq, a predicted model, not a curated record
UUUUGUUCCCGUCUGCAGUCGCAAAGCCAGCAACGCAAUUACAUAGGAGAGACACUCAGCACGACAUAGUGACUCGACAAUAUAGUGUAGACCACCCGAAUCCGCAUCGCGUUUCUUUUUGCUUUGCACAAACCGUCGAAUUUAAAAUCGUAGUUCUUACUCUGCACAUAGACGCCGUGGGAGAGGAGCGGGUUCGCACUGGGAAGGGACCGAGAAGGAUUAUUGAUGUCCAGCUCGCCGCUGUCCAAGAAGCGUCGCGUGUCAGGAACAGAGACGAAGACGGGAUCCCACUGCUCCUCCUCUAACUCUGUCAGAACUGAUCUGUCCCACACACCUGCCAACGGCAUGGCUAAGAAUGGCAAUGAUGCUGAGAUCGAUGAAGGCCUGUACUCCAGACAACUUUACGUGUUGGGCCAUGAUGCUAUGAAGCGCAUGCAGAACUCCAAUGUCCUCAUUUCUGGUAUGAGAGGUCUUGGAGUGGAAAUUGCCAAGAAUGUCAUCCUGGGAGGAGUUAGAAGUGUCACUGUGCACGACCAAGGAGUUGCAGAAUGGGGAGACCUCUCCUCACAGUUUUACCUUCGCGAAGAUGACCUGGGGAAGAACAGGGCAGAAGUAAGUCAGCCGCGCUUGGCUGAGCUCAACAACUAUGUUCCUGUGACUGCGUACACCGGUCAGCUCACCGAGGACUACCUGACCAAGUUCCAGGUGGUGGUGCUCACCAACUCAACUCUGGAGGAGCAACAGCACUUGGGGGAGUUCUGCCAUGGCAAAGGAAUAAAGUUGAUUGUGGCAGACACUCGUGGUCUGUUUGGCCAGCUUUUCUGUGACUUUGGUGAGGAGAUGAUUGUGUAUGACCCCAAUGGAGAGCAGCCACUGAGUGCCAUGAUUUCUAUGAUUACAAAGGACAAUCAAGGUGUUGUGACAUGUCUCGAUGAGGCUCGUCACGGCUUUGAGAGUGGAGACUUUGUCACCUUCACAGAGGUUCAGGGUAUGACCGAGCUUAAUGGCUGCCAGCCUGUAGAAAUCAAAGUUCUGGGUCCCUACACAUUCAGCAUUUGUGACACGACUGGCUUCACAGACUAUGUAAGAGGAGGAAUAGUCUCCCAGGUCAAGAUGCCCAAAAAGAUCACCUUUAAAUCAAUCUCUUCCUCUAUGGCUGAACCAGAGUUCUUGAUGACAGACUUUGCCAAGUUUGACCGUCCAGGGCAGCUGCAUGUGGGCUUCCAGGCUAUCCAUGCUUUCCAGAAGAAACACUCCCGGCUUCCUGCACCCUGGAGCCAGUCUGAUGGAGAUGAGCUGUUGACAUUGGCCAAGGAAUUGAACUCUGCUCAGACAGCCUCUGCAAAAGUCGAGCAGCUGGAUGAAGCGCUUAUCAAAAAGAUGUCCUUUGUUGCUGCUGGUGAUCUGGCUCCUCUCAAUGCCUUUAUAGGAGGUCUGGCAGCACAGGAAGUGAUGAAGGCAUGCACAGGAAAAUUUCUGCCAAUAAUGCAGUGGCUGUACUUUGAUGCCCUGGAGUGUCUGGCUGAAGACGAAGGGGUCAUACUAACAGAAGAAGAAUGCGCCCCUAGGAGCUGUCGUUAUGAUGGGCAGAUUGCUGUGUUUGGCUCCAAGCUGCAAGAUGUGCUCGCUAAACAGCGUUACUUCCUGGUUGGAGCUGGUGCCAUUGGCUGUGAGCUUCUGAAAAACUUUGCAAUGAUUGGUCUAGCAUGCGGGGAGGGAGAGGUCAUUGUGACAGAUAUGGACACGAUAGAGAAAUCCAACCUCAACAGACAGUUCCUCUUCAGACCUUCGGAUGUUACGAAAAUGAAGAGUGACACAGCGGCAGCAGCAGUGAAGCAGAUGAAUCCCUCCAUCAAAAUUACAGGUCACCAAAACAGAGUGGGGCCUGACACGGAGAGAGUCUAUGAUGAUGAUUUCUUUGAAAGCCUUGACGGUGUGGCCAAUGCAUUGGACAAUGUUGAUGCACGUAUGUAUAUGGAUCGGAGGUGUGUAUAUUACCGUAAACCCCUACUUGAGUCUGGUACUCUGGGUACUAAAGGCAACGUCCAGGUCGUGAUACCCUUCCUCACGGAGUCCUACAGCUCCAGCCAGGACCCACCUGAGAAAUCUAUCCCCAUUUGCACCCUCAAGAAUUUUCCCAAUGCCAUUGAGCAUACACUGCAGUGGGCUCGUGAUGAGUUUGAGGGACUAUUCAAACAGUCACCUGAAAACGCUGUGCAGUACCUCACUGAUCCAAAGUUUAUGGAGCGCACUCUUAAACUUCCUGGAGCACAGCCUGCAGAGGUGCUGGAUGCUGUUCACAAGACUCUUGUCACAGAAUGCCCCCGUAACUGGGCUGACUGUGUAGCAUGGGCGCGCAACCACUGGCAGUGCCAAUACAGCAACAACAUCCGCCAGCUACUCCACAACUUCCCCCCAGACCAGCUUACCAGCUCUGGUGCCCCAUUCUGGUCUGGCCCAAAGAGGUGUCCUCACCCUCUGGAAUUCAGCACUAGCAAUGAGCUGCACAUGGAUUAUAUAAUGGCAGGGGCCAACCUGUUUGCCCAGAUAUACAGCCUCCCGGGCAGCACUGAUCGUGUAGGUGUGGUUAAGAUCCUGCAGGAUGUCAAGGUGCCGACAUUUACUCCACGUUCAGGAGUUAAAAUCCAUGUGUCUGAUCAGGAGCUGCAAAACAGCAAUUCCUCAAUUGAUGACACCAGACUGGAGGAGCUGAAGACACAGCUGCCUACCCCAGAGGCUUUCCAGUUCAAACUAAACUCUAUUGACUUUGAGAAGGAUGAUGACACCAACUUCCACAUGGACUUCAUUGUGGCAGCAUCUAACCUCAGAGCAGAGAACUAUGACAUUCCCCCGACAGACAGGCACAAGAGCAAACUGAUAGCUGGCAAGAUCAUUCCUGCCAUUGCCACUACCACAGCUGCAGUAGUGGGUCUGGUGUGCCUGGAGCUCAUCAAGAUUGUCCAAGGACACAAGAAGCUGGAAUCAUACAAAAAUGGUUUCAUGAAUUUGGCCCUGCCUUUCUUCGGCUUCUCUGAACCCAUUGCGGCUCCAAAACACAAGUACUAUGAAAUUGACUGGACGUUGUGGGAUCGCUUCGAGGUCACCGGCCUGCAGCCCAGUGGGGAGGAAAUGACACUGCGACAGUUCUUGGACUACUUUAAAAAUGAACACAAGUUGGAGAUCACCAUGCUUUCUCAGGGAGUGUCCAUGCUCUAUUCCUUUUUUAUGCCUGCUGCCAAACUGAAAGAGAGACUGGACCUGCCGAUGACAGAGAUUGUAACCAAGGUGUCCAAAAAGAAGCUGGGCAAGCAUGUGAAAGCCCUGGUGUUUGAGCUAUGCUGUAACGACCUGUCUGAUGAAGACGUGGAAGUGCCCUAUGUCAGAUACACCAUUCGCUGAGCAUCUCACUGAACCCACCCACAGGAGGGUUGGGUUGGGUUGGCAGGGGAGGGAAACGGGGAGUGAUGUGUUGAUAUGGGGACUGGGAGUGGGUGGGUCGACCCUGGUCAGACUAUUGGAAUUGAGGGUUUUAGUGUGUUGUUUUUUUUCUUUCCUCCCCCCAUUUAAGGCCUGUGGUUUGUAUAAGCCUGUGUACAUAGCCCGAGUUAACUGACUUAAGAACACCUGUAGGUUGGGGCUCAGCUGUGGGUGUCAGUGGAGGACGUGGGCAUGUAUAAUGGACUUCCUGAUGUCCCUUUGUAGCAGAACCUCUUGAGUCAAUAUUCACUGUCCAGCUAGUGUUUCUCUAAAACAUCCUGACAUUCUCCUGUGUUUCUAACUACUCAACUGCCCUCCACUCGACAUGCCCUCUGCCGCCUCCUACCCCUCUUGUAGACCUGGGGUUUUUAUUGAUUUCUUUUUUAUAGCAAACAAGUUCAGUGAAGAUUCUAUUUUGUCCUAAGGCCAAUUCACUGCCCUCUAUUCUAACACACCAUUAAAAACCCAAAAGUACCUGGUAAAGUAAAACACAAUUUAAACUCGAGUUAGCGGCCUUGUCUGACUGGGAACUGAGCAUUUCACACUGGCAACGUAAGACGCUGGCCGGUUUUAGGCUUAUCUACACCCCACUCCCUCCCAGCGCUCCCAUCUUGGAUGGGCGCUUGCACAUGACAUCAGUUUCCUCUCUUUUUUUUUUUUUUUUUUUUUUUCUCUUUGUUAUUUUAUAUUAUUUUUGGGGGGGACGGCAAAGUUGUGGCGCACACACCUUGUAGAUGAUAACUGUCUUCUUUCUACUUAAACUCCAAAUGACAUUACAGUAUAAGAGCAAGGAAUUGAGAUGCAUCUUGAAAUGGGAGCACUUAGUGUGAUAGUGAAUAAACAUGGAAAAACAAA